AAGGAUUCCUUAUCCGAAUAAAACACAAAAAGCACACGUGCGCACUCUCACAAGCUCGAAGUAGAACACGACCAUACAUGGAGGAGGUGGUGAUAGUCGGUGCCGGCAUCGCAGGUCUGGCGACGGCAGUGGCCCUUAAGAAGGUCGGUGUCCGAGCCCUCGUCCUUGAGAGAUCGGAGGAGCUCCGAACGACCGGUGCGGGUCUCGGUCUCUUUGCUAAUGCGUGGGUUGCGCUCGAUGCACUCGGCGUUUCGGACAAGCUCGCAGCCCUGUACACUCCUAUGGAAAAGGGAUCCAUAACUGAUGUCAAGACUAAAUCGAUUCAAGAAGUGCAUUAUCCAGGCAACAGGAAUGGAGCCCAACCAAGAGCAGUCCAUCGAAAAGUCUUGUUGGAAGUUCUGGCUGAGGAGCUUCCUCCAAAUAGCAUUCGAUUCUCUUCCAAGAUAACUUCCAUCGAAACCCAAGUAGAACACGGCUUGUCCAUUUGUAUUGUCAUGCUCGAUGAUGGGACCAUCAUAAAGUCUAAGGUUGUUAUAGGAUGCGAUGGCGUGCACUCUAUCGUGGCCCGUUGGCUUGGACUUCGCCCGCCGGUCUAUUCAGGCCGGUCAGCAGUGCGUGGGUUGUCUGUGUUCCCAAAAGGUCAUGGUUUUGACCAUGGCCAUGCGAUUCAACAAUUUGUGGAUGUGGGCAAGAGGGCAGGUUUUAUUGCUCUCAAUGAUAAGGAAGUGUAUUGGUUCUUCGCGGCCACGUGUCCUCCUAAAGGUGUGGAAAAAGGAGCAGAUCCAGAAAUGAUACAAAGGGAGGUGAUGGAAAAUUUGGCGAAGGACUUCCCACCUGUGUACCUCGAUGUCAUUAAGCACUCCGAUCUUUCGAGUUUGACAUGGGCGCCCCUGAUGUUCCGAUAUCCUUGGGACAUCCUAUUCGGAAAUCUAUUCCGAUCAAGCGUCACGGUGGCUGGAGACGCUAUGCACCCGAUGACUCCUGACUUGGGCCAGGGGGGAUGUUCGGCUCUCGAGGAUGCGGUGGCAUUGGGUAGGCACCUCGGGAACUCCAUUGCCGAGCACGGCAAACUGGUGACCGGAGACAUCGGAUUUGCUAUAGAGAGGUACGCAAAGGAGAGGAGAUUGAGGGUGGCGACACUGAUAACAGCAUCGUACUUGUCGGGAUGGGUGCAACAAGAUGGGUCUAAUCGAUUCAUGAGGUUCCUAAGAGAUGUAUUCUAUGGGUUCCUCUUGGGUAGAGUGGUGAAAGGUAUUGCAAAAUAUGAUUGUGGGAAGCUUCAUGGUGUCUCCCCUUUGCCUUAAUGUGAAUCUGAAAGCUCCAUCUAGUUAUGGAGUUGCAAUCGGAUUUUGGUCUUCUAUUUUAUUUAAUAAUCGAUGAUGAAAUUCAUUGCAAUGCAUAACACAAAAGUUCAUCGUAUUGAUUGUC
Molecule: messenger RNA, 1428 nt
Organism: Eucalyptus grandis
Lineage: Eukaryota; Viridiplantae; Streptophyta; Magnoliopsida; Myrtales; Myrtaceae
Product: monooxygenase 2
Exons: 5
Coding region: 78-1304 (408 amino acids)
Molecular function (GO): FAD binding
Source: RefSeq, a predicted model, not a curated record